AUGUAUAUGUCGAACUGGGAUAAUGAUACUCUGUCCUUCAAAGGCGAAAACUUUUACAAUUAUAACUCUUUUGGCAUUAGUACCUCUACAGAUGGUAUAGUCAUUUCAUUUUCAUCAAAUUUUGUUAAUGAAGGGUUUAUGUAUAUUUGGAACAACGAUGUGCAUACUACAUUUGAAGGACCUGAAUCAGGAAUUAUUAAUAAUGGUGUCAUUACGUUCGAGGAAACCCCACCGACGAUGUCCCCUUUGCUUGGUACAGGAUGUACUGAAUUUGACUAUGGGGAUCAGAUAACUUUUGAUGUUUCGGUCCCAUUCAAUCAAACUCUAUAUUUCCGCCCUGAUCUUCAACGUUUACAACUAAAUUUUACUGGACCACCUUUACCAGGUAACAACAUUGUACUUCGAGGGUUUUCUGCAACAUAUAGCAGGCCGAUUAGUGUGGAUUAUUAUCCUGAAACCACAGAUCCUGGAUUGUUUAGUUAUGCUUAUAACAAUGUGACUGGGAUACUAAAUUAUAUGACACCGGGUGGUACAUUCAUUUUCGAUAUUGGAACUGGGUUUAACGAAAGUAUAUUUGAUUUGUCUAAACCUGGUACUAUCACUUUAGGACUGCUUAAUGUAGCACAAACGGUACCCUCAAACUGCCCAGCAGAUCCCCAUAUUACAAAUGGUAAUUUGUUACCCUGUGGUGAACCUGGCUCACUACCAGACCCCGUGACGGUAGUUUCGUCUUAUUAUCAAUACAAUAUAACUGAGGUACUUUCAUAUUAUUCAACUACAGCAUCUGACAGGUUACCUAGUACCGCGACAAAUGUCUCAUAUUAUAUUCCGUCCCUUAGUAUCCCUCCUCCUUCUACUACUACUGUUAGCUAUGACGACUUUCUCGAAACCUUAUUGAUUUCCUAUUACGCGACACCUCUCACAUACAUGGGCUUGACAAAUGUACCAUUUAUUAGAUCAACAUAUUAUACAUUAAUUGCAUUUCCGUCGCCAUACACCACAACACUUACAACAGACAGUAUGACCGUCUCGGGAGUGGUUUCAUUUUACACUACUAGCGAUAGUUUCAACUCGUUUACUGCUUCCUCAACUUCAUAUUUCACUAAAACUAAAAAUGUCACCACUACGGUGACAGAGUAUCCUAUGGGGACAAUUUACCCAACAAGCUGGAUCUCCAAGCUGGUUAGUGGAACCUCAACAACUACUUAUUCCACUUCAAUAGAGACAUAUGUUGUGAAGACACAAUCCUGA
Naumovozyma castellii is the source of this 1251-nucleotide messenger RNA. RefSeq lists its product as uncharacterized. Bases 1 to 1251 code for a protein of 416 amino acids. NCBI's taxonomy places the organism in Eukaryota, Fungi, Ascomycota, Saccharomycetes, Saccharomycetales, Saccharomycetaceae. The record is from RefSeq and is a predicted model, not a curated record. The transcript has a single exon.